AUGCCGCAUGUCACCGCCCGAACCCUCAGGAUGGCCCCGAGUGGGUGUCCUAUGAAUCUGCUUUCGGACAAGAAUAUCUCUUCAAAUGUCACUCGGGUAACUGUGAAGACAUCAGGCAAGCAGCAAGACUUUAUGGUAGCAGAUGAUACCUUGGUGAGGCAGUUCAAGGAGAAACUAUCAGCUCAUUUCAAAUGUGAAAUGGACCAGUUAGUGCUGGUAUUCAUGGGUCGACUUCUCAGAGACCAUGACACACUGAGCCAGAGGGGCAUCCUGGAUGGCCACACCAUCUACCUAGUCAUCAAAUCUAAGCAUGGCCCUCAAUCCGUAACCCAUUCCUUCAGGAAGUUGCCAUGCGAUGAGCCUGAUAAGAGGGAUGGAACUAUCAAAGGAAACAGCAUUGGGUUGCAUCAGCCUGCUAGCAUGAGUCAAACACCAUUGGAACCACCCUUCUUUGUUAAGCCUGAAAUGUCCAAGGUAAAUAUUCAGAACCUGGAAGUGGACAGUCCUGGGCAUAUGGCACAGAUGCUGGAUAAUCCUAGCAUCCAGCAACUUCUCUCCAACAUGAAUCUCAUGAGGCAGUUUAUCUCAGAACUUCCAGAGAUGCAACAACUGAUGCAGCAGAACCCAGAGGUUUCCCAAAUCCUUGACAAUUCUGAGAUAUUAUGGCAGACUCUGGAACUGGCCAGGAACCUUGCCGUAAUCCAAGAGAUAAUGCAGAUUCAACAACCUUCACAGAGCCUUGAACAUUCACAGAACCCACAGCUCCAUCUGGGCUUAGAGACAAUACCAAGUGAGGACAAUGUCUUGAGUCAGAGCCAUGCUGGUUUCAGUGAUCAAAUACCCAAUAACUUGCAUGAUAUCUUUGGGAAUAACCUUUCCAAAGUUCUCCUGCCAGGAAAAGUUCCAGAACAUGUCCAGUCUCCACCCUCAUCACCGCCAUCUCAGGAACAGCGGGACCCACUCCCACAGCUUCCUACAACCCGAGUCAUUUAUACCAGUUCAUGCGGUUUAUCAUCAGCCAAUACCACCCCCAGCAGAAUGAACCAUACUGCCAAGGUUAAUGCUGCUACAGCUUCCACUAAGGACAGAAGCCACAAGUGUGCAAUUCAGCAGCCAGUUGAAGUGCCAGCCCUACCCAGCAUGAUCACCCAGCAAGAGCAGACAGAAAGUAAGGAUGACAUCUCUCUAAGUGACUCAGAUCAGAGACUGGAGGAUGAUCUGCAGUUGCUGGAUGAACAGACCAACUCUCAGAUUACAAGAAACGUGAUGCAGUUGCUAAUGAGCGACCCUUGCCUAGCAGCCCACAUGAUGUUGUUCAUGAGUAUGCCCCAGCUGAGUGAACAAUGGAGGCAGCAUAUGUCCACAUUCCUACAGCAGACGCAGCUUUCAGACUUGCUGGUAACCCUAGCCAACCCUAAGGCAUUGCAGGCAAUACUGCAGAUUGAACAGGGUCUCCAGCUAUUGGCCACAGAAACUCCUGUUCUUCUACCCUGGGUUGCACCCUACCUUUGGGGCCUAGGUUGGCUUCCUGGCCCCAGCUGCAACUUCUCUGACAUGGCUCCCUGGUCAUGGGAUGUGCCAGACAUGAUCGACCCCAAAGGGCCUGAGUUUUGCCACAAAUCUGAAGCAGUACUGCAGAUGUUACACUCUGAAGACUCCGCCCACUCUCUACAAGCCCCUGAAAUUCGCUUCAGCAGGCAGAUGGAAUCUCUGCAGGCCAUGGGCUUUGGAAACCAUCAUGCCAAUCUGCAGGCACUCAUCGCCACUGAGGGAGACACCAGUGCUGCUCUCUGGAAACUCAAGAGAUCCCAGGGAUUCUAA
Messenger RNA from Chrysochloris asiatica (Cape golden mole), 1821 nucleotides. It is a transcript of the gene UBQLNL, whose product is annotated as ubiquilin-like. Gene Ontology annotation, biological process: ubiquitin-dependent protein catabolic process. Gene Ontology annotation, molecular function: polyubiquitin modification-dependent protein binding. The record is from RefSeq and is a predicted model, not a curated record. Bases 1 to 1821 code for a protein of 606 amino acids. The transcript has a single exon. Gene Ontology annotation, cellular component: cytosol. Lineage: Eukaryota; Metazoa; Chordata; Mammalia; Afrosoricida; Chrysochloridae.